Messenger RNA from Clarias gariepinus (North African catfish), 3041 nucleotides. It is a transcript of the gene ppp1r16a, whose product is annotated as protein phosphatase 1, regulatory subunit 16A. Gene Ontology annotation, molecular function: phosphatase regulator activity; enzyme inhibitor activity; protein binding. The record is from RefSeq and is a predicted model, not a curated record. The transcript has 12 exons. Gene Ontology annotation, cellular component: cytoplasm. Lineage: Eukaryota; Metazoa; Chordata; Actinopteri; Siluriformes; Clariidae. Bases 1351 to 3018 code for a protein of 555 amino acids.
CGCGGUUGUUAUGGAGAAGCUUUACCCCGCCGAGCUGCAGACAUGGAGCCGCUACUCGGGACAUAACCACGGCGGUUAACGCGGAUAUGCCUUCAUCAGACCCGUAGCGCCGGCCUUCAAGCGAACAGGUUCCUGGUUCGGUUCCAUCGUGCCACAGAUCUUAAAACUGACUCCUUAGGAUGGCUGUGCUUCAUUUUCUCGCUCUCACACUGGAAUUUAAACGAGAUUCACUGUACAGGAGUUAUGGAUCCGAAUCCUGAGGAGCUGCUCCGGGGCUGCGAUGAGGAACCGAGACCUGCUGUGAGAAUCUGCUGCUUUUUCUCUGCUUAGGCUUCAUUUAGAAGAGACUCUUUUUUUUUUUUUUUUUUUUUUUUCCCCCCAUGCUGGAGAAAUGGCAGAACGUCAGCGUGGGUCGACUUUUAGUCCUCUGUAAAGUCCAGAGUAACCUCCAGGAGGACCAGGAUCGGACCAGAUCAUGACUUUUACUGCUUCCGUCCUUUCUUAUUAGUUUUUUUUAUUUAUUUUUUUCUCAGUCAAGCGUGUCUUGCCCUGCUGUACUUCGACCGCUAUCACUGUUAAACCAAGAAACUAAAGGCGCUAAAACAGGAUUGAACUUCAAAGUCAGACUGUAAAAAGCCCGGUGAGAUGGAGAAGGUCAGCUCUCCACUGUAACGCACACGUCUUCCCUUCUGUACCUCCAGAGUUUUAGCUCUAUUGUAAGGUGAACCUGAAGCUGGCGAGUCUCGGCUUCUGCUCGUCAACACGUUCACCUCCUUCAGUUCUUGACCUUGCACUGUCCUCAGGCCUCGUCCGAAACCGCAGAACAAGGAGAAAGAGCUCAAAUAAAGAAUGUUUGAUUUGAGAUCAGGAAGACUGAACCUGUAGAAGAAUUCAUGCUGGAUAAAGUGUCCUCAAGCCCGAUGUAAAGGAACUUGACAAUCAAGAACUUGACAUUUUUUACAUUUUAUUUUAAACUAAACCCUUGCCUAAUUCACUUCAUAAAAAAAAUAUAUAUAUAUUUAUUUUCCAUUAAAUAAUUUCAUUGUCACUUUCUCCUCCUUGCACACUUUUAGACUAUUCAUCUCAUAACAGUUUCUGUUUACUUUAACGUUUUUCGUCUGAAACUAUCGCUGAGCUGAUGAACCUGGUGGAACUGAGAAGGUCCAAAGAUUUCAGGAGCAUCUCCACAAUCAGGAGACACAAAGCUGUACAGGAACCACAAGGCGACCCGCUUCUGAGGAGGUCGCAGGAAUGAGUACAGCGUCAGAGAUCCCCUGAUCACGAAACGAGCGCAAACCAAAAUUUUAUUUAUUUAUUUUUUUGUUGUUUUUUUGCUGGUUGUCUGUGGAAAUGGCGGAGCACGGCGAGCUGCUGUCCGAGAUGUCGAACGUGAGCCGACUCUCCACGACGGAUCGACUGAAGCACGCACAGAAGAGACGAGCGCAGCAGCUCAAGGGCUGGGCGCAGAUGGAGAAGGAGAACGCGCGCAUGGCGAAGAACAGCGUCGCGCACCGGAAGAGCGGCGCCGAGAGGAGGGGCAAGAAGGACGGCGGGAAGAAGGUGAGGUUCCCCAGCAACAUCACGCUGCUGGAGGCCGCCGCCAGGAACGACAUCGACGAAGUGAGAGUGCUGCUGAAGAAUGGUGUUAGCCCAGACCUGUUUAACGAAGAUGGACUCACAGCCUUACACCAGUGCUGCAUUGAUGAUUUCGUCGAUGUGGUGCGCUGUCUGCUCGACUGCGGAGCGAACGUGAAUGCGUGCGACAGUGAACUCUGGACUCCGCUUCACGCCGCGGCUACGUGCGGACACACCGGCCUCGUCCAGAUCCUCGUCCAGGCAGGAGCAGACCUGCUGGCGGUGAACGCAGACGGGAACAUGCCCUACGACCUGUGUGAGGACGAGGCCACUCUGGAGCUGAUCGAGGUGGUGAUGGCCGAGCGGGGCAUCACUCAGGAGCAGAUAGACGAGUGUCGCGCUGCCAAAGAGAGAGACAUGCUGACCGACGUCCAAGCGCUGAUUGACCGAGGAGACAACCUGAACGUCAAGGACCAGCAGGGGGCCACUCUGCUGCAUGUUGCGGCAGCUAACGGCUACUUGUCAGUGGGAGAGGUGCUGCUGGAGCGCAGAGCAGCCGUAGACGAGACGGACUCGGACGGAUGGACGCCGCUCCACGCCGCCUCCUGCUGGGGACAGCUGCAAAUGGUGGAACUCUUGGUGGCUCACGGCGCCGAUCUAAAUGCCAAGUCUCUCCUGGAUGAAACUCCACUGGAUGUGUGUGUGGAUGAGGAAGUGAGGGCGAAGCUACUGGAGCUGAAGCACAAACAUGAAGCUAUCAUGAAGAACCAGGACAAACACAAAGGCUCGCUGCAGAGACGAGCGUCCAGCGCCAGCAGCAGGGGUAAGGUGGUGAGGAGGACGAGUGUGAACGAGCGCAGCAGUCUCUACAGGAGAGAGCACCAUAAGGAGGCCAUGGUGUGGCAGGACCGAGGCAGACAGGACGGACAGACGGAGGACGAGGAUGAGGACAGACAGACGGACGCCGAACUCAAAAACAUGGCGGCGUCCACCAGCAGAGUCCAGGAUGCCCGUCACCCCGAUAACGAGCGAGGGUUAGAGAACGGAGACCGGGACCCGUUCGUAGGAAAUGGCGGCACCUUCGUGGCUUCCUCGUCCUUGGUGCCUGGAGAGUCGCGUAGCGGUGGACGCAGGGACCGCAGCGCCUCCUAUCAGCUGACUCCGGCACCGGCGAACCUGGACCCCGGUGACACGGACAGCAUGACGCGGGACAAAUCGCAUCAGACUCUAGCGGAGCUGAAACGGCAGAGAGCUGCCGCAAAGCUUCUGAAACGCCAGGCUCCUGCUCCACCACUGCUUCCUUCCACACAGGAAGAGGCGGGGCCUGCCGACCAGCCGGUCUACUACACACCUGCGAGCGGAGAUCCACCGCUACUGAAGCUAAAGGCACCAGAGGAAGAGGAGCCGGCCAAUCAGAAAGAGCCGUGCUGUGGACUUAUGUAGGGAGUGACGUGUGCACACACACA